UGGAAUACAGCAUUGACGGGGUUCGCCAAAUCACAUAACCCUAAAAGUCAGUUACCUAAAGGCGUACAUCUACGUUCCGAUUCACACACAUUGGCAAUCUAUGAUGGAUAUCCAAAAGCAAAAUUUCACUUUUUGGUCUUACCAAGAAUACCGUUCACCUUGGACCAAGUGAAUAACAAUCUAGCAGGGACACAAUCGUCAUCUUCUUCGCCUGCAUCAAAACCAGCACUUAGGUUGGCAGGUGGGAAGUUGGCUUUAGGAAGUUCUUCAAAAGGACAAACCGUUCCUGCUUCACAUCUUCACAGUUUGAGCACCUUGCUUGCAAGUCCAUAUGCAUGGGAAGUGUUGGAGAAAAUGCGAAAACAAUGCGAGUCAGUCGUACAGCUGAUCAAAGAAGAGAUGCGACAUUUUCCUUUACCCGACCAACUUCGUACUGAUGCCUCGAACGAUGAAACUUGUCAAGUAGAAUGGGGUGUUCGGGUAGGCUUUCAUGCCGUUCCAAGUAUGGACACUGUUCAUUUGCACGUCAUCAGUGAUGAUCUGGUCGCGGAUAGAUUGAAGCAUAAGAAGCACUAUCAAUCUUUUCAUCCAACACAUGGAUUCUGGCUAGAUUUAGAUACGAUUCAAGAACUUGUUCGACAAGGAAAGAAGAGCUUGCCGCAUUCUAAAGAUCACUAUGAAUCUCUGCUCAGAGCACCCCUGGUCUCUUUUCGUGACAAUAAAACAUAUCCUAAUAUGCCUAAAAUGAAAGAUCAUCUCGAACAAGCAUGGAUAGAGGACUUGAAGAAGAAACGAGAGAAG
This is a messenger RNA of Meira miltonrushii, 801 nucleotides long. RefSeq lists its product as uncharacterized. NCBI's taxonomy places the organism in Eukaryota, Fungi, Basidiomycota, Exobasidiomycetes, Exobasidiales, Brachybasidiaceae. Gene Ontology annotation, cellular component: nucleus. Gene Ontology annotation, molecular function: single-stranded DNA binding; single-strand break-containing DNA binding; DNA 5'-adenosine monophosphate hydrolase activity. Gene Ontology annotation, biological process: double-strand break repair; single strand break repair. The record is from RefSeq and is a predicted model, not a curated record. The transcript has a single exon. The annotation marks the transcript as partial.